AUGCCGGUAACCAGGUCGCAGAAGGAUGCCCCCUCACGUCCCGGGUCCCGUCCUUCAGAUAGGGACGCGACAGAUGGAACGUCGGGAUCAGAAGGGGUCACGUCAGCGUCGGCGUCAUCGGGAACUGCAACUACAUCGAACACUUCUUCGGGUACCACGACCACGGAGGGCACCACAGUGACGGAGACUACGGUUACGACUGCAACUACGGCGGCGUCUAUGGAAGGCAACAAAGAAGAUGCUGCACAGAGGAUGACCAGGAAGAGCCAAGAAGAUGUACCUGGAAAGGAUGUUCAAGGCUCCUCCAAGACCCUGAAACCGAUGGGGGUCAGUCGUCGCGCCAGGUCCACGAAGACCACGAGUUCCUCGGCCAGAAGACGCGAGCUAGAAGCAAAGGAAGAGUUGGCACGCCUGGAGUUGAAGCAAGCACAGGCUGAAACUAAGCUAGCCCGUGUCAGAUUGGAGAUGGCACAGUGUGAAGAAGAGGACUCCGUGGAUGAAGACCUGGAAGACAGAACAGCACAGGUGCAGAACUGGAUCGAGACGUCUGUGCUGGAGGAUGGCAACAAAGUUCAACCAGAGAUGCGAGGUCCACACCCCUUGGAAGAGCCACAGAAGAUGAAGCCUGAAGAGAACUUCUCAACGAGAGGAGCUACGAUUGAAAUUCAAGCACUGACGGCAGCAUUGAAGGAAGCUCUUACCACGCGAGGACCAGCAGGACAGCCAACCUACAUUCACGAGUUACCCUACUUCGACGGCAACAGCAGCGAGUGGAUGGCCUUCAAGGUUGUCUAUGAAGAUACAGCACCGAUGUUCAACAGCGUCCAGAAUAUGGCUCGGCUAAGAAGAGCACUGAAGGGCAACGCAAGAGAAGCUAUCAAGAGUCUGCUGUACUCCGAAGCCUCUCCGAUGGAAGUGAUUCAAGCCCUCAGAAGAAGAUAUGGAAGACCAGAUGCACUGGUGCUGGCAGAGUUGGACAAGGUCAAAACGUUGCCGAAGAUUUCUGAAAACCCAAGGGACAUAUGCCUCUUCGCGAGCCAGAUCAGCAACAGCGUAGCGGCAAUAAAAGGAUUGAAGAAACCACAGUACCUGCAUUCACCUGAGAUGGUGAAACAAAUUAUUGAGAAGAUGCCUACGAUCCUCAAGUUCCGAUGGUACGACUUCAUUGAAACAACAGAAGAAGGCGAGUUCUCCGACCUAACACUGGUGUCCAAGUUCCUGAACAGAGAAGCAGACAAGUGUGGAGCCUAUGCAUCAACAGAAGAGAAGAGCGGGUUCAGACGGACUCAUCGACAAGCAACGCAUUCAACUAAGGAAAAGGACUUCAAAGAAAAGGUUUCAAGAUCAGAGAAGACUUGCCCCAUGUGUGAGGGUGAACACUUCCUCGUCGGGUGUCAGAAGUUCCUGAAGGCGUCUGUGCAAGAUCGAUGGGCAAUAGUGAAGAAAAGCCGCGUUUGCUUCAAGUGUUUACAAGGGACACAUCGGAAGGAGAGCUGCAAGAAGCCGUCGUGCAAGGAAUGCAAGAGGUGGCAUCAUCAUCUGCUGCACGUCGAGACAGAGAAAAGUUCCUCGGAAGAACAGAAGAACAAACCACAAGAAGUGGCGAGCAUCAUGGCAUCGGUGAAUGCGGUCAACAACGCAAGGGCAUACCUGAAGAUAAUUCCGAUAGAAAUCUUCGGGUCAAAAGGAUCAAAGAAGAUAUUGGCCCUCAUGGAUGAAGGGUCAACAGUGUCGCUGCUAGACCAGAAGGUAGCAGAAGAAAUGGGCGCUCAAGGAAGAAAGGAGGAACUGGUCAUCGAGACUGUUGGAGGCAGGCUGAUAAGGAAGGAAGACUCUCAGAUGCUGGACCUUACGGUGAAGGGGAUUCAUCAGAAGACCAAGAAGACCUUGAGAAGAGUCCGGACCAUCGACGAGUUGAAGCUUGCACCGCAGUUCCUAGAAAAGAAAAGGAUAGAAGAGUGUCAACACUUGAAGAAGAUUGCUGACUCUCUAUAUUAUAAGGGGGAGUCACCACAGCUGCUCAUCGGUCAAGACAACUGGGAGCUAAUCGCGACUCAAGAAGUAAGAAGAGGGAAACCAGGACAACCAGUCGCUUCAAGAACAGGACUUGGAUGGGUGCUCCACGGGUCAGACACUGGAGGCGCGAAAGUGGUGCACUUCUUAAACACGUGUCUACAUGUCAGCACGCCAGAAGAAGAGAUGCAUCAAGCCAUCAAGGAUCACUUCGCAAUCGAAGCACUUGGAGUACUACCAAGAAGACCCACUACGGAUUCAGAAGGAAGAGCACUCACCAUCCUAGAGAAGACCUGCAGAAGACUAGAAGAUGGUCGAUUUGAAGCUGGACUUCUAUGGAAAAAUGAAGAUGAACAGAUGCCUGAAAGCUACACGUCUGCCAAGAACCGAUUGUUCAACAUUGAAAAGAAGAUAGACAAAGACCCUCAGCUGAAGGCAGAAUACAAUAAGCAGAUCCAGCAUCUAAUCGACAGCAAGUAUGCAGAAGAAGCACCUGGUGGACAAGAAGAUUCAAAGAAGACAUGGUACCUCCCUCAUUUCUCCGUGGUACAUCCAUUGAAGAAGAAAAUAAGGAUCGUCUUCGACGCUGCAGCCAAGUCUAAAGGGACAAGCCUCAACGACGCUUUACUACCGGGACCAGACCUACUGCAAUCGCUCUUCGGGGUAUUACUGAGGUUCCGGCAAGGCCCGUUUGCAGUGGCAGCCGACAUAAAGGAAAUGUUCCUGCAAGUUCGCAUCCGGCCAGAAGAUAGAAACAGCUUGAAGUUCCUGUGGCGAGGGGAUCGUCGUGACGUAGCACCGAAGGAGUACAGAAUGACAUCAGUCAUCUUCGGCGCGACAUCAUCUCCUAGCACAGCGAUCUACGUGAAGAACCGGAACGCGGCGGACUACAAGAAGCAGUACCCAGAGGCAGCAAAGGCAAUCGAGCUGAACCAUUACAUGGAUGACUACCUGCACAGCUUCCAUUCAGAAGAGGACUUCAAAAGAAUUACAGCGCAGGUGGACUUCAUUCACAAAAAGGCGGGCUUCGAACUCCGAGGAUGGGCGUCAAACCACUCCGACCUGCUGCAAGACGUGAAGACUGAGUCAGUUGAGAAGACAGAGGUGGACCUUGGUGAGAAGGAAGAGAAGACACUGGGACUACGCUGGUUUACAGAAAGGGACUCCAUAGGCUUUAGGGCGAACCUUCGGAACACGCCAGAUGAAGUGGCACAAGGACUCAAGGUACCUACGAAGAGAGAAGUCACCAGCGCCGUGAUGUCGACCUUCGAUCCACUAGGGCUAGCAUCACCAAUUCUCAUCCAAGGCAAAAGGCUGCUCCAGAACAUAUGGCGAAGUGGCGUCGGUUGGGAUGAAGAGAUAGAAGAAAAGGAGUACGAGUCAUGGAAGACUUACCUGGAGAAGAUGAAGCUGCUCCAAGACCUUCAGAUCCCGAGAUGUCUGGCACCACGUCGCACCGAGGGGGAGCUGCACACGUUCACGGAUGCAAGCGAAAUGGCGUAUGCAGCUACGGUAUAUUGGAGAACUGAAAAUCAAAAUGGGACUUAUGACGUCAGCUUAGUAGCAGCAAAAACUCCAGUAUCGUGCUAUCAUGGAUCAAGACGGACCCGAGAACCUUCAAGACAUUCGUGGCUCAUCGCUUGGCGGAGA
Messenger RNA from Brenthis ino (lesser marbled fritillary), 3663 nucleotides. The record is from the annotation of a GenBank genome assembly. Lineage: Eukaryota; Metazoa; Arthropoda; Insecta; Lepidoptera; Nymphalidae.